Molecule: messenger RNA, 783 nt
Organism: Desarmillaria tabescens
Lineage: Eukaryota; Fungi; Basidiomycota; Agaricomycetes; Agaricales; Physalacriaceae
Exons: 3
Coding region: 1-783 (260 amino acids)
Source: RefSeq, a predicted model, not a curated record
AUGUCUUCUCGAAAACGGAAGAGCCGCCAGAACAAGUCGAGUCACCAUGGAUCACAUUUGGCUGCAACGUCUGAUAUCUCUCCAUCAGCUAACCAGCUCUUCAUCCAAGCGUAUGAAGCAGACAUAAUACGAGGUUCCCGCGCGAAAUCCGCUGCUGAAUCUUUACAACUAGACCAUGCGAUAGGCGACGGUCUGAUACGCUUGGGUGAACCUGGGAAUGAUGCAGAUGAAUCCGAAAGUCUAUGGGUGGACAGAUACGAUGCUCGCUUGCUUCUAUAUGAUAUCGAUGCUGAACGUGCAGGACGUUCUAGUCUUCCGGAGUCACCCGGCGGGUGGUCUGAUCUACCUUCAGACACGGAAGACACCUUUUUCUUUUCUCCCGAAGAAGCGGAUGACUACCAUCGGGAGAAGAAGAGGCGCCUCAAUGAUGAAGUCAGAGAGGAGCGAUUACGUGCGCGCCUCGCUGAAGAAGAGGAUGAACGAUGGGGAGGUAGCGACGAGGAGCCCGAAGAAUCCGUGAAAGAGGUCAUGCGUAGGACAGCAAAGCUCAUUUUAUCAGCAGCAAACCCAACUCAGAUGGAAAUGAAGGUCCUAGUUGAUUUCGGUGACAAACAGCCAGCUUUUGCGUUCAUGAAAGGCCGGUGGAGUAGAGUGUGGAAGACUGUCAAAGCGGCCACACGAUUGCAGUUGGCAGAGGAAGAAACACGGAGGAAUGCCAGUACCGGCCUGGGCGGGCUUGCAGAUUAUGGAGACAGUGAUGCUGAAAGCUCGGACGCCGGAUAA